AUGGCAGAAUUGGCAGUCAGCGACGACAACAGCCAGACGAGUUGUCCUGCCCGUAUUUCAUUUCUUCCUGUCAAUGAACCGGGAUCUCCCCCCCGGUUGAGAAGACGUCGGGCAGAGAUAUCCUGCGAGAAAUGUCGGAGACGCAAGUCGAGGUGUGAGGUUCCAGAUGGCCAAUCCAAGGCUUGUCUACGAUGUCUAAGGGAAGGCGAAACCUGUGACUUCCGGCCUGUCAAAUACAGGCGCAGAGGAACAGCCCAACCUCUGUCACCAGCCGCCAGAACGAACCUCGCCGCGCGUCGCGCGUCAACGUCGGCAGUCAACGAUCAACCGGCCGGCUAUGCGAUGGAACCCGCCGGACCAGAGCACGCACCACGUGUAGAAUCAGGGCCAAACCAGCAGCCAUGGCUCGAUGUUGUCGCAGCACAAGGCGAGACACCAUACGAGCUUCGCUCCGACAAUCAACAAGCUCCCACACAGGCGCUGCAUCCCGCAGAUCCUCAUGACAGCCCGGUGACCUCAACGGAUGGCGCGGCGAGGAGGUUGGACUCGAGGACAAGGAUCAUCUCGACCCAAGUCGAUAAUCCCGCCCAUGCUCUCGACCUCCUCACGUUUGCUGCGAGCGAGGAGCAGCAUUCUGCAGGGUUUCCACCUCCAGAGCAAGGUGGCGCAGCAGAGAACUUGGCGGGGAGCAUCUCACAAGAAGACAACGCGCGACCGGACGGUCUUCUCGAGCACGAUUUCCGAUGGCAUUAUUUCAAGUUUGUUCAACAACGACUCAUCGCGGUACACGAGGCUAUCGAGUUUAUCGAUUUCUUCUUCUCUUGCUUAUGGCCACUCAGGCCUGUGGUGCCGGCAUACUACAACGACCGAUCCAAGUACGUCCUGCUUGCGGUGGAGGAACCAGUGCUGCUAGAAGCAAUGAUCACACUGGCUUCACGAUAUCAUGUCCUCAGCGGCAACCAUGGUCAGAUUAGGUCUGAACGGAUACACUGGGGGGCAUGGAGAUCCCUUCAGAAAUGCUUGCAGUCGGCAAUGUGGGGUUCGACCAAGACGAGGUCGCUGGGGACAAUCGCCUCCAUGUUACUGCUGAUCGACUGGCAUACCAAGGCCAUCAACAAUCCGGGCGCCUUCUCUUCUGAAGAUGACAGCUUCGUGUGUGAUAUGCCGCCAGAAAUGCCGGAAAGUGACUCCCAAGCAAGUCCAACCAGCUUGAAUAGCAAGCAGAGGCACGGAAUGACAGCUCGUCUGGAGAACCUCGGUAUCACGUUUUCUGCAUACCGAAGCAACAAGAUGUCUUGGAUGCUCCUUGCCAACGCCAUCGCGCUGGCACGGGAAGGUUGCUACUUCGAGGUCGAGACUCGGGGCCUCUUGGAUUCCGUUAACAACGACAAGACGGCCAACCGGGACUGGGCCCAUGUCAUAUGCGUCUUCAUCUACCUGGCCGAUGAACACCUGGCACUCCGGCUAGAUCUGGAGCCCUUACUGCCCGAGUCGUCAAGGAAGAUUGUCGUUGACAGGCUCUCCAAGAUGUUCACCCGUGCGCUGCCAGAGAAGGAACACUGGGAAAGCUACUUUGAACUAACAGAGGAGAUGCGAAAGGCUCGAGAAUAUCUACACGAGCUCAAGCAGACGGCUUCGAGACCCUACAGCUAUGACUUGGUGCCUGUCCUCGAGUAUACGCAAAGGAGGUUGGAACGCUGGAAACGCCAGUUUGAAAGACUUGAGUUCGGAUAUGCCGUGAUUUACAGUCUAUCCCCCGUCGGAUACAUCACAGUCCCCGAGAACAUCAUGGCAACUUCGAACGUUCAGAGUCUUCGGCAUGAGACGAUACAAGCCGCUCGCAACCUAUUGUCCUUGGUGUCUGGUGCACUGGACUCAUCUGGUAUGCUGCAGCACAUUCCAGUGCGUUGCUGGGUUUUCACAAUGGCUGCUUCGUUGCAUUUGCUGAAGGAAACACUCCGUCACGAGCCCAAUGUCACAAAUCAAGACCCGGAUAUGCAGCUACUUCGGAGAGCCGUUGAAGCUCUGCGUCGCGGUGCUCCAGAUGAUGUCCAUACUGCAGGUCGAUACUCCCGAUUUAUUAGCAUUCUGCUGGAUGCAGUGCUGAGGCCAUCCUCAAACAGAGCGGAAUCUCAGGAAGAAGCCGCUAGUCUCGCGCAAGCCACGCCAAGGGCUGCUAGAAUUUCCGACUUGAUCGAUGUCAACGCGGCUUUUGACUUGCCGUUGAAUGAUGUGACGUGGUGGAAUGACGCAUGGAGCAUCUUUUAG
Fusarium vanettenii 77-13-4 is the source of this 2268-nucleotide messenger RNA. RefSeq lists its product as uncharacterized. Lineage: Eukaryota; Fungi; Ascomycota; Sordariomycetes; Hypocreales; Nectriaceae. The transcript is spliced from 4 exons. The record is from RefSeq and is a predicted model, not a curated record. Gene Ontology annotation, biological process: aromatic amino acid catabolic process; positive regulation of transcription by RNA polymerase II. Gene Ontology annotation, cellular component: nucleus. Bases 1 to 2268 code for a protein of 755 amino acids. Gene Ontology annotation, molecular function: zinc ion binding; DNA-binding transcription factor activity, RNA polymerase II-specific.